AUGUUCGUCUGAUAGCUCACGGAUACGACGUGUGUCCAGAAAUAUUCCAUUUUAAUAUUUUAAAAUCCGCCAUUUUCUAUUUUCACAAAUAGUGAUGUGGUACAAUAUAGACUAUAAAUAAAACUUUAAACAAUAAUCGAUUAAAAUAAGAACGCGAAUUUAAAAAUAAAAUAUUUCGCGACAGUUCCAGAUUUAAUUUCUAGAAAAUAUUUAUGUAAAUUAGCGGUUGUUUUGAGUGUUGUUUUUUUAAUAAACAAGUGUGUCAAUCGUUGGACGUCGGAUUGAAUAAUUUGGUCCUAAUUAGGGGUCCAAUAUCACUGAUGCAGCGUCGAGGUUACUGUUUCGUGGAUUUCCAAACUGUGCUAACGUUGGUGUGAGGAUUCCUUUACUGCUUACCUACUAUUGGUCGGAAUUCCGUGAAGUUAUCACGAUGUUAUCGUUGGAAGAGCUAGCGGUCCGCCUGUUCGACGCCGGGGCGGUGCGGCUGGGGGACAUCGAGGCCAAGAUCGGCAGGCGCACGCCCAUCUACUUCGACCUACGAGUCGUCGUGUCCCAUCCGCAGAUUAUGCUUUCGGUGGCCCAACAUUUGGAGAAGCUCGCGAAGGAUAUAAAUCAUGAGCUGCUGUGUGGCGUGCCGUACGCCGCGCUCCCGCUCGCCGCCGUCAUGUCCGUCAACACAAACACGCCAAUGAUCAUGAAAAGGAAAGAAACAAAAAUGUACGCCACGAAACGAAUCCUGGAAGGAAUCUUCGAGAAAAACCAGAAAUGCCUAGUUGUAGAGGACGUAGUGACAUCUGGUGGCAGCCUUAUGGAAACUGUUAGCACAUUACGUUCCGAAGGCUUGCAAGUCACGCACGCCGUAGUAGUUCUCGACCGCGACCAAGGUGGCGCUAGUGUGUUGAAACAGAAUGGUAUUCAAGUAAAAUCAAUUUUCACUUUGACUGGUUUACUGAGAAUCUUGAAUGAAGCCGGUAAAAUAAGCGAUGAAACUGUUGAUAUUAUUCUAGACCAUAUUAAGGAAUGCCAGUUUAGCAACCUGGAUUUCAUGAAGGACAACUUAGAGAUUAUGUCGGUUUGAUAUUUUGACUUAGGAUUUUAAGAUAAAAGUUUGGUAAAUGAAAUAAUUCAACCACAUAUUCUAACUAGCAAUCUAGAAUACCAACCAGCACCGCUCAAGAAUAUUUUACCGACUACAAUGAUGACAAUUAUGUCUUUACAUAAUAAUUAAUACAUUAGAAUAGUAAAUAAGUAAGCAGGUACUAAGUAUUUGCCUAAAUAAUGUAUUUCUAUUUAAGUAAUGUAAGAAAAAGUAAUUACAGGUAUAAUAUCUUAAAAGACGAUUAUUUUUUAUUUACUGAUAAUUUUGUAAUGUAAGAAUAAUGUUUGUAAUAAUUAUUUAAUAAAAAAUAUUAAAUUAA
Spodoptera frugiperda (fall armyworm) is the source of this 1418-nucleotide messenger RNA. Its product is annotated as uridine 5'-monophosphate synthase-like. The record is from RefSeq and is a predicted model, not a curated record. Gene Ontology annotation, biological process: pyrimidine nucleobase biosynthetic process; UMP biosynthetic process. Gene Ontology annotation, molecular function: orotidine-5'-phosphate decarboxylase activity; orotate phosphoribosyltransferase activity. Lineage: Eukaryota; Metazoa; Arthropoda; Insecta; Lepidoptera; Noctuidae. The transcript has 3 exons. Bases 431 to 1078 code for a protein of 215 amino acids.